GGGAAAGCCAGUUUGUUGGACGUGCGCGUAGACCGGUUUCAAGACGCCAUCUUGUCAGCGGGCGAGGGGGAAGUGUCUCACAGAUUUUCCCCUCGCUUUCCCUCUAGAGCCGGUCAAAACCUUUUGAUUCUUGUCAGAAUAGUUAGGUUAGAGUGUACAGCACCCGAAGAUGGCGGACGCAGUGGUGGAAGAGUACGAGUCGUCCCUGGCUGACCUGACUUUCAACAGCAAGCCCCACAUCAACAUGCUGACGAUGCUGGCCGAGGAAAACGUGAAAUAUGCGCCACACAUUGUCAGGCUUAUAGAGGCACAGUUGAACAAGGCCACGUCAUCGGAGAAGCUGCCUGUAAUGUACUUGAUGGAUUCCAUUGUUAAGAACGUUGGAGGCGACUACUGUACCCUCUUCUCGCAGAAUAUCGUUUCAACAUUUUGUAAUAUCUUUGAGCAGGUUGAUGAGAAAACACGAAUGUCCUUGUAUAAGUUGCGCUCCACUUGGGACACUAUCUUCACGUCAAAGAAGUUGUAUGCGUUAGACAGUCGUGUACAAGGUAUUGACCCUGCCUGGCCCGUAAAACCGUUGCCAGCAGAGAUGCAAGUGUCCACAAGUAUACAUGUCAACCCAAAAUUUCUCAAGAAGCAAGAGUCAGACACCGCUGCCAUGCAGCAGCAACUCCAGGAGCAACAAGAACAGCUGCUGCGCGAACAGCUCAUCGCCAAGCAGCAGGAACUACUGAAGAUGCAGCAAGCCAGGCUGGAGAUGGAGCUCCUACAGACCAGGGCCAAGCUGGACGAGCAAACCAAGACUCUACACACACGUCCACAGGUAACCCCCCAGCCUGCUGUGCCGUUGCCAAGCUUCUCACAGGUUGCUACUUCUCUGCCAACUACCUCAGUCCCCACGUCAGCAGCUAGAGAUCCCCGGUUGGCCAGUCGAGAUCCCCGGCUCGCAAGGCAGCCAGCCAGUCAGCCAGCUUCAACAAUGCCACAGUACAACACUGGGGCUUUCCCAAGCACUUCAAUGGCUGCACAGUCCUGGUUGGCUUCAGGAACGCAUUCUCCCGUGCCACAACCGCUGGUAGGGGGUGCAGGCCCUUUAGCAGAAAGAAUAUCAGCCAACCAGCAAAAACGUGGUGGGGAGCCCAUAAUUGUACCAGUAGCACAACCUGCAUUAGAUGAAACAAGCAGCACUGAGAAGAAGCCAGCUCAGCAGAAAGUUCAGAAACCACAGGAGAAAGCCAAAACCAAGACAGAGACGAAAGUUUCAUCACCAAAGAAGAGUUCCACAAGUGCAAAAGACCAGAAAGGUAAAGACACAAAAUCUAAGGACAACAAAGACAAAACCAAGAAAGACGACUCCAAGAGCAAGCCUGCUGCAAAGACAGAAAAGAAAGAUGACAAAAAGAAAGACGAAAAGAAACCUGAUCCCAAAAGCACCCGAGGAAAACGUAAUUACAGGACCCGUAGAAGCGACGAAGAUAACAAAGAUGACAAAGACAGCAAGUCCAGGGACUCUAAGGAUAAGAAGGAUGAACAGAAGUCUAGAAACGAGAAGACCAGGACUAGCAGUGGCAGCUCAAGUAGCAGGCGUGGUUCAAGGUCAUCCCCCGAUCGUUCCACUCGUCGGAGGUCAACUUCAAAAAGUAGCUCCCACUCUCCAAGAGCUAAGUCAAGGUCGCGGUCCCCAGUUCGAAGGCACAGCAGUCGGUCAAUAUCGCCCAAGGAGCGCCGGUCAAGCCGGUCCGGAAGACAGGAUAGAACGCCUCCAAGGUCAAGCAGGACUACCCAUGAGUCAUCCAAAGACAAGGAUGACAAAGCCAAGGCAAAGACCAGCGACACGAAGUCCAAGGCUGGUACCAAGCGAAGCAUGGAGAAAGAAAACAAAAGCAAGAUCAAGAAGGAGCCGCAGGAAGCAAAACCAGGAAACAAAUAUGAACAAAGUCAGGACUAUGGUAUUGGCAGUCCAAAGUUUUCCCCAGAACCAGAAUCGGAUGCUGAAGAACCUGUACCCAAGAGAUUCCGCUUGGCUGAUCGGGACUUCCCAAGGUGUAAGAGGCGGACGGAUGGGUAGAGGCAGGGGGAGGGGACUCCUCCCCACCCCACCAUCCCCAUGGGCAGAGCUGAAGCGUCAGCCCUCUGUCGAAGCGAAGUCCCCUUGGGCAGAGUACAAGAAAAGCCAUCCCAGCGAGCGAGAUUUCCAGUUCCCCGUGAAGGAAGAAAAAGAUGGGGCCAGCGAUCAGGCGCAGCAGGCCUACUUAGAACACAGAAAGAAGCUUGAAGAAAGAAAGUCAUACUUGGAACACAAGAACAAGCUAAGAAAGACACCUUUGUAUCUUGAGAGGAGACAGGAUUACCCAUUCAGGGAUUUCCCAAUGGAUGUUGAUGAGCGACAAGGUGCAGCAGGACAUGGUAGAGGAAGGGAAGGCGUAGGGUUUGAAGGAAUGCACCGAAGAGCGCUGUUGCCAUACUUGGGACAGCAAGACGGUUCUCCAAGGCCUUCGGAUGACGGGAGGAGAGAGGAUCCACGACUCCGCAGGGCGGAUGACAGAGGAGCACCAGACUUCAGGGGCGAAGAGGACAGGAGAAGAUGGGAAGAGUGGAAGAAGUUUGACGACCAAGUUUGCAAGCAGUGGAACUUCGAGUACAGGAAGUGGGAGGAGGAGAUUAAGAAAUGGGAAGACAGCGGGAGACAGGGUGCCCGCCCGCUAGCUCCGCACGAGGUGUACGGCCGAGGCAAGCAGGAGUUUGAUCCCAAGAAGGAGGAAGAGUACAGGAGGUGGCAGGACGACAUCCGUCGGUGGGAGCAAGAUGGAAGGAAUGGUCCUCCUCCCCCUGCCCCACAGGAAAGUCUGCCCCUGGGUCCCGAGCUCUUAGAAAGGCUGGAGAACGAUCGUCGGCAGUGGGCGGAGGAGCGUGCCAAAUUCCUGAAGGAGCUUAACAUUUGGGAGCAAAAGAUGGAGCGCUGGAAAAAGUUUGGGAAUGGGCCUCCCCCACAACGACCCCAGGAGCCUGAGCAUCGUGGUCUACCUGUGGACAGAAGGUGGGAGGAGGACCGCCAGAGAUUUGAAAAUGAGCUGAGGAAGUGGGAUGCAGAUAUGGCAAUGUGGGAGAAGAAUGGCAGAAGAGGAGCCCCUCCUCUCCGUCCUAAGGAACCCAGUCUGCCCACAUCAACACCUGUCGUCUUCAUGGAGAGACAAGGGUUCCCACCUGACAGUCAGUUUGACAGACCGUCCAGGACUUGGGAGGAGGAUCAUCGCAGGUGGGAAGAAGACAUGUGCAGGUGGGAGCAAGGAGGACGAAAGGGCCAACCGCCACAAGAGCCACUACGUCCCCCUCAGUUUGAUCAGCCAAACCAAAGGUUAGAGGACCAUCGUAGACGGGAACACGAGGGGAGGAAAGGCCAGUUCGAGAGGUGGCAAGAUGAUCAUCGGAGAUGGGAAGAAGACAUGCGCAGAUGGGAGCAGGAUGGAAGAAAGGGGCAGCCCCCACAGGAGCCCCUACCGCCACUUCAGUUUGACAAAGCCGAACUGGAAGCAGAGCACAGAAGAUGGCACGAGAGCCGUGGACGGUUCGAGGCCGAACUGAAGAAGUGGGAAGAGAAUGGAAGGAGGGCUCCCCCUCCACCCUCACACAUGGAUAUGCCGCCUCCCCUCGGGCCCGAGAUGCCGGAGGUGGCGCGUAAGCAGUGGACGCUGGACUGCCAACACUGGCAAGACCAGAUGCGAGGUUGGGAACAAGGUGGCAGGCAAGGGCCGCCCCCCUCCCCUCCCUACCACCUGCUGUCCCAGGCCCUGGAGAUAAACGACGCUGCCCGCCGACAGUGGGAGGAGGACCACAGGAGAUGGGAAGAAGACAUGAAGAGAUGGGAAGCAGAUGGCAGAAGAGGGUUACCUCCACAGGAGCCGGUGAUGCAGAUGCCUGGAGCUCAGCAGCACUUGUCAGCAUUGCAGAAACCUGAGCCUGAGUGGAGAGAGUUUGAGGACAAGCGGCGGCAGUGGGAAGAAGAGAUGCGCAGAUGGGAAGCAGGAGGGCGGAGAGGUGCUCCUCCUGCAGAGCCCGUUCCCCCUCGUGUGCAAUCCCCCGGGAUCCAGAACCGUAACUCUCAGUGGGAGGAAGACCAUCGCAAGUGGCAAGACGAUAUGAAGAGGUGGGAACUGGAUGGGAGAAGAGGCCUACCUCCUAUUGAACCCAUACAUCCUUCAAACCAAGGCCAGCAAGGCCCUGCAGCUGCUCAAAGAGAAUGGGAGCAAAGACAUCGUCGGUGGCAGGAGGAUAUGAGGAGAUGGGAGGCUGACGGCAGGAGAGAGAUGCCUCCCCCUGAACCCCAACCACCACGGCUAGAGGAAGAUCCACGUCGCGAGGUCGCCCUGAGGGAGUGGGAGUCCAACUGUCGUCAGUGGGAGGAAGACAUGAGGAGAUGGGAGGAGGGCGGCAAACGAGGAGCGCAGCCAAUCAAACCCAUCCUGCACCUUCCCCAGGCAAAUGUGGCGCUCAUCGAGUGGGAAGCCCAGCACCGUCGGUGGAAGGAAGACAUGCAGAGGUGGGAGAUGGACGGCAGGAGGGGAGUCCCGCCAACGGAGCCCCUCCGCCCGCCUGCUCCAGACCAUCACCCGGAUAAUUCCCAUCAGACAUUUCAGGACAGGCACCGCAUGUGGGAGCAAGAUAUGGACAGGUGGGAAAAAGGUGGGCGCAAGGGCCAAGCUCCUCUUGAGCCUUUACCACCCCUCCCUCCCAAGAACGUUCUUUCUGAAGAGGAGAGGAAGAAACUGGAUGAAGAGCACCACAUGUGGGAGGAGGCCAUGACAAGAUGGGUGGAGGGUGGCCGGAUGGGCCCCCCACCCCCAGCCCCAGGGGAACAGGAAGAAGUCCCACGGCCACUGAUCCCUGGGCUGUCUGGAGCUAGGAUGGGAGGUCCUAGAAUGGAUGGACCUGGUCCUGGACCUAGAAUGGAUGGUCUUGGACCUAGAAUGGAUGGUCCUGGACCUAGAAUGGACGGUCAUGGUCCCAGAAUGGAUGGUCCUGGGCCAAGAAUGGAUGGACCUGGUCCUGGACCGAGAAUGGAUGGACCUGGUCCUGGACCAAGAAUGGAUGGACCUGGUCCUUUGCCAAGAAUGGAUGGACCUGGACAUCGUAUGGAUGGCCCAGGACACAGGAUGCCAGGACCCGGGUUCAGAAUGGACGGCCCCAUGCAGAGGCCCGGACAGUUUGGAAUGAUGCAGCCAGGACUGGUGUCAUCAGCUGCUGGGCCCAUCAUGUCAGGACCUGGACCGAUCAUGUCUGGACCGAUGGGCGGCAUGCCGUUCUCCGGACCCGGUCCCGCUAAUGUCUUCGGUAACAUGGUGAUGGGAGUGGCAACAACGAUGCAGCUUGCCAUGGGAGGGAUGGGGAUGACAGGGCAGCCCAUGCAGGGACGUCCCCCCAUGCAGCCGAUGCCGGGACCGUCCCACAUGAGCAUGGGACCCAUGCCGGGGAUCCCCGUCCAUCAUCCACCCAUGGGAUUCGGGAUGGCACCACCACCAGCACCAGGUCCCUCUCUACAGCCAGCAAAACUGGAUGUCAACCAACUGUUCGAGAAGCUGCUAAAGACAGGGAUCAUCAAGAAGGUUGAUGAGAAGAAAGAAGAGCCAAAGGUGGAGGAGAAGACAGUAGAAGCUAAGAAGGAGGAGAAGACUCGGGUUGUUGUGCCUCUUGAGGAAAGGAUGGAGGAGGAUGAGCCCCGAGCUGAGCUGAAACUGGACACCACUGUGCCUCCUCUAACACUGAGAGUGGAAGAUCUCAAAACGCGGCAUAAGGGAGUGAUCAACCGCCUGUACUGUGGGAUCCAGUGUUCCUCCUGUGGUAGCAGGUUCCUUCCCGAGGAGACGGACAAGUACGCCAACCAUCUGGACUGGCACUUCCGCAUGAACCGCAGGGAGAAGGAGGGCACCGGCAAGGCCUCGCACAGGGACUGGUACUAUGGGGUUGAUGACUGGAUAGCCUAUGCAGAGCUUGGAGAUGACGAAGAAGUACAAGAAUCAGCCUUCUUUGAGCAACCCGUUCUUCCUACCAGUGAGCCAGGAGAGGUGAUCAGCUGUCCUGUCUGUACAGAUGAAGAAAAUGAUGACAUCUGUGACAUCUGCCAGGAACCGUUUGAGCAGUUCUGGGAUGAGGAUGAGGAGGCGUGGCACCUGAAGGAUGCAGUCAGGGUGAACGGCAAGACAUACCAUCCAAAUUGCUACGAGGAUUAUGACGAGAGUUUCCUGGAGACCCCAACCCCUGCAGACGCACCCAAGGAAUCCCCACUCGAAGCCCAAAUCAAAAUGGAAACUAACGCAGAGGAAGCAGUGCAGGUGAAAGAAGAACCCAUGGACACAGCAGAAGAAGAAGAGAAGCCGUCAACGUCAGCAAUGCAGCCACUCUCAACUAUCAAAGAAAUCCCCUUCCUGAGCGAGGAAGCUAAAGAACAGACAAACAUCAAAGAGGAAGUUAGCGAGAACAUGGAAGUGGGAGAAACUGAACAGGUUAAAACAGAGACACCUGACAUAGAAGUGAAAGAAGAGCCUAAGUCACCAUUAGGUAAUCAGUGUGAGGCAAUGGUACCAGCACAAGUAGAUAAUGUUACUAUAAAACAGGAACCAGAGGAAGAGAAUGGUCCAGCUCAACCUGAUAAUGAUAAUGAACAAACGACUGAUCAGAUAGCUGUAAAGCAAGAGGUUGUUGAUAACCCAGUCAAGACUGAACCUCCUACACCAGUGUCUGUUAAAAAAGAAGUGGAGGAAGAAAAUGUUUCAACAGCUGUUAAAGAAGAGAGUGUUACAGAAAAUGUAAAGGUAGAAAGGGUAUCUCCAAGUCCCAUGGAGGUGCCACUGGUUGAACCUAAAGUGGAGCAAGUUGAUGAGAAUAGGGGACAAGCUAUUAGCACAAUUGGGGGUGGGACAAAGAUCCCAGUGGUGGGGGGUGCCAGCCCCUUGCGGGGGUCGGCCAUUUCUGUAGUUGGAGGAGGCAGCAGCCCUGCAAGGUUUCGGAGUAACAGCCCAAUGCGGUCAAUACCGGUGAUCGGGGCAAGUAGUAGUCCAAACAGGACUGGUCAGUCUACGGCCAAAUCAGAAACUGCCCAGAAGCCCAAAACGGGGUCGUUCUUUAAGCUAGAUCCAUCUGCAAAAACCAAGUAAGGUGUUACAAAACGUAAUAUUCUGAGCUGUUACACUAUUUUAUGAUAUUCUAUGCUGCACUACAAAAUGCUGUUGUCGUGAACAUUUGUAUUCUUGCUGCAAAGAAGUUAGAUGCUUUUGCUUUCUGUUGUAUUUGAGAUUUGAACGACAAAACUUAUGCCCUGUCAUAGAAUUUCGUGCCAAAUUCUUAAGAGUAGACAUGAUGUUGACACUUACUUUGCAUCAUAUGUUGUAUCCGUAUAAAUAUAUAUAUUAAGCACAUUGUACAUAUAGAGUAUCUAUGUAGCUAUCGUUAACUAUCAUCAAUGAGUUUGUUUUUACAUAGCUACAUGAUAAGGGAAAACUGGACCAGAUUUUUGUAAUUUGUUACUAUCGUCUUGGUUAUGAAAAUGAUGAUGGACUUAUUAAUGUACAAAGCCAGCAAUGAAAGAGGACGCUUGUACAAAGUGUGAUCGGAGGCUUGUAUAAAGUGUGCUCCGUGUUGAAUACAGUCGUGUUACUGGAUAUGGUACACACUUUGUGAUACAUUUUGUUUCAAUGUUUAACGCACUAAGUACACUUGGCCAUCCUUGGCCACAAAAAAACUGUAAUACUGUUAUGUAGUUUGUUAGGACUUCCAAAGAUAUAGACUGAACUAUAGUUCUCGCAAUUUCUGUUAAUGAUUUGAUUUGAUGGUAAAUGCUUCAAUUCACUUUGUGGGUUUUCUCUCGCAGUUUGCUUAUGUGUAUAAAGUGCAAUUUUGACGAAGUAUCAUACAUAUUUUGAUGGAUGCCAUAUAUACUUAUGUUGUACAGUUUUUGUGAAGGAAGGAAUUGAACCAGGUUAGUGGAGAAUGAAUAAAGAUUCGUAUGAUUUGCAAA
Branchiostoma floridae (Florida lancelet) is the source of this 8008-nucleotide messenger RNA. RefSeq lists its product as uncharacterized. The record is from RefSeq and is a predicted model, not a curated record. Gene Ontology annotation, cellular component: mRNA cleavage factor complex; cytoplasm. Gene Ontology annotation, biological process: termination of RNA polymerase II transcription. Gene Ontology annotation, molecular function: RNA polymerase II complex binding; mRNA binding. NCBI's taxonomy places the organism in Eukaryota, Metazoa, Chordata, Leptocardii, Amphioxiformes, Branchiostomatidae.